Messenger RNA from Patiria miniata (bat star), 895 nucleotides. Its product is annotated as PR domain zinc finger protein 8-like. The record is from RefSeq and is a predicted model, not a curated record. Gene Ontology annotation, cellular component: nucleus. Lineage: Eukaryota; Metazoa; Echinodermata; Asteroidea; Valvatida; Asterinidae. The transcript has 2 exons. Bases 344 to 895 code for a protein of 183 amino acids. Gene Ontology annotation, molecular function: protein binding.
GUGCACAUGCGCAACAAGUAGGCGCUCGUUUUUUUCAAUAAAACCAGUCAUCACCGGGUAAAACGCUGCAAAACUGGUCUUUGUUGACUCCACGGAAUCACAGCUGUUUCUCGCUAAUUUUUUCUCACCGGUCUCACUCACUCUCUCAUUUUUUUUGUUGUCGUGGAAGCGAAACAUAUCCAUCUCUGUAUAGAUAAGAUUUUUUUUGGCGUUUCCUAUUUUUUCUCUCCACCGUUCGUACAGUAUAGGCGCGGGGUGCUGGCCUUGCAUUAGACAUUCGGUGGUGAGUGGUAACAGCUAGGCCCCCCUUUAGUUGCGGCCAGGGCUCUAGUGGGGUACAUCCAUGAUUGAGUCCGGACCAGGACUGAGUGUCGUCGUCGUCGCUGCCGCUGCUGCUGCCACCACCGCGCUCAGGGGGAUGUUCCCCGCAGUGGAUCUGCCCCAUGCUUCCCCGAUGCUGGGGCGGGCCGGCUCGGUCACCACCAAGUCCUCGGACAUCGAGACCAGCGUGUGGACCUCGACCGAGAUACCGGCCGAUGUCAGCUUCGGCCCGUUCGACGGGGAGUUUCGCCUCGGCGCCGCCAUGAAGGACAGCCGGGACAGCCCGUACAUGUUGGAGGUCAAAUACUCCGAGGGUCGGCUAGUCAGCGGCCCUGAUUCCCAUCCCACCCGCUGGAUGCGGUUCGUCGCUGCGGCGCACGACGAGCACGAGCAGAACCUCUCCGCUGUUCGUUCCCCGGAGGGGCGAGUGAUGUUCCGCACCACCCGCAGUAUCCUACGCGGGGAGGAACUUCUGGUCUGGUACACCAGCGCUUUUGCCGAGUACCUGGGAAUGCCAACGACAGUCAACCAAUACAGAGGUAAGAAACACUGCAUAGUCUUGGUCAACCUGUAA